AUGACUGCGUUAUCGAAAUUCGUCACAACAAUCUCACUGCUUCUGCUGGCGCACGCGGGAUUCUCGGCAUACGAGUUUUCACACUACCUCAAGCACCUUACCAUCAAGUCGAAUGCUUCUCUACCCGCCGAUAUAAUCGUCGAGACAGUCGUGGCGAUUGCGUUGUUUGGUCUCGGCCAGGUUAUCGCUGCGCCGACGUUGCAGCCGGUGUCGUUUGCGAAAUGGGCAAAGCAGGUUGAAAAGGAAGGAAAUAGCCCGUUUGCGUAUCUCGAACGCAGAGCCGGAUUCGUCAAUAUUCAGCAAAUACGCUCGGAUUAUAAGGAUAGUAUUAAGGCAUAA
Messenger RNA from Myxozyma melibiosi, 339 nucleotides. RefSeq names its product magnesium transporter. Bases 1 to 339 code for a protein of 112 amino acids. NCBI's taxonomy places the organism in Eukaryota, Fungi, Ascomycota, Lipomycetes, Lipomycetales, Lipomycetaceae. The transcript is spliced from 3 exons. Gene Ontology annotation, biological process: protein folding in endoplasmic reticulum. The record is from RefSeq and is a predicted model, not a curated record. Gene Ontology annotation, cellular component: EMC complex.